AUGACAUCCCUUGGCAGCGCGGCAUUGAAGCAGCGCCAUCCCACCUCCCUCCGAGAGGAGUCCCCCUCCAAAACACCGCAUGAUCUUGACACCCUAUCUCCUCCUCUGCCCCUCCACUAUACCCUUCCGACCCCAGUUUCGUCCGCGGAUGGUGCACUGGUAGUCGACCCAUUGACAGGACAGAGGCAAUUCUCGGAAGAAAACGUUCGCAGGGUUGUCAGGCAUCUUUCAGAAGACAUCGGCUACAGGAUUGUUGGUACGGAACAGGACCAGGAGACGCAGGUGUACCUUCUGAGUGAGAUCCAAGCUUUGAAGAUGCAGGCAGAGAAGGAAGGCGUAAGAUGGUCGAGUACUCCUGUCUCUGAAGGGAAGGGUGUAGUUCCUGCAGCCUUUCCCAAGUUCGAUGUGUGGACCCAAAAGGACGACGGAGCGCACCAGUUCGACUUUAUGUCCAAGGUGGUGAUGAAGAUGUACGCCAAUAUGACCAACAUUAUCGUGCGGCUCUCCUGCGGUCCCGAGUGCGACGAAAAUGCAGUCUUGCUGAACGCACAUUACGACACUACCCUGGGGAGCCCGGGUGCUGUGGACGACGCACUCCCGAUCGGAGUCAUGGUGGAGCUCAUCCGGAUUCUCAGCCAACGGCCUGCCCUCAAGAAGAACAGCCUUAUCUUUCUGUUCAACGGCGGCGAAGAGUCGCUGCAGGAUGCAUCGCACUCUUUUAUCAACAACCAUCCCCUCAGGAAAUACAUCAAAGCCGUCAUCAACCUGGAAGGCUGUGGGACAAGUGGACCUGAGAUUCUAUUUCAGGCCAACUCCCGCUCCAUGAUCGAGGCAUACAGCCAGGUGCCAUACCCCCAUGCAACUGUUCUCGCCAACGACCUCUUCGCCACCGGGGUACUCCUGUCAGACACAGACUACAGGAUCUUUGUACAGGAGAACCUCACGGGACUCGACAUGGCGGUGUACAAGAACAGCUACCUGUACCACACACAUCUUGACCUGGACCGCAACAUGGAGCAAGGUCUUCCCCAACAUCUCGGUGAAAACACCCUGGCCCUCGCCAUCUAUGUCGGAGACAAUCUCGAUGUAACCCAGCUGGUGGAGACAUCCAGCGUUGUCUUUUUUGAUGUCCUUGGGCUGUUCUUUGUCUCCUAUUCUCUUAGCGCUGCGAUCUGGUCACACAUUGUAAUCGGAGCCUUGGCUGUCUUUGCCGUCGCCAUCGGGGCGUGUCGACCUACACUGCGGUCAGUCGUAUCUGUUCCACUGUCAUUAGUCGCUGCGCUAUUGGCACCCAAUCUCACGGCACUUUUCCUCCGCGCUAUUGGACGACCCAUGAUUUGGUUUUCACACGAGUGGCUCCCCCUUGUGCUUUACGGGCCACUUGGUGCCGCAGCCAUGUUAACUGUACAGUGGCUGUUCCACGACAAGACGGUCUCCAACGGCGAAAACGAGCUCAGGACACUCUCAGGCAUCACCGUGCUCUACACAAUUCUGAUGGCGGCUGCCUCAAUAGCCAAGAUCGCCAGCAGCUACUUUAUCGCCCUUUACUCCUUGGUCAGCAGUGUGGCUCUCAUUUUCAACCACAAAAGGAUCGCCCAAACUCAUGGGAGCAAUAUAUUGACAGUCGACUACUUGACCUAUUUUGUGGCAUCGGGAGUUCAAACACUCUACGGGAUCUACCUGGGAUUCAGUCUGUUUGACCUGAUUGUUCCCUUGACUGGACGCAUUGGAGUCACCGCGCCUGUGGACAAUGUCAUGGCGGUCGUUACUGGAUUCAGCGUCUUUUUCGUCAGCCCUCCGCUCUUGGCUUUCUCUCAUCGAUUCGGUUCCAUUGUGCUCAAGAAGACUAUUCUCUGCCUCCUACUGGCACAAGUGGCGAUCGUCCUCGUUGGGUUAUCGGUCCUUUCGCCUUACGACAACAUGCAUCCGAAACGCGUGUUUAUUCAGCACCUCCGCAACACGACAUCUGGCGAAUCGCUACUAUAUGUCGCCCACGCUGACCCCGGCCCCUUCUACGAUCUUUAUGUCACGGAGCUGGAAUCAAUGUACCAGAUCAAGGCGACGUUCAGGAGCGGAUUUGACAACCCUGGCGACUGGAACUCAAUUUAUCCAUUCAGCCAAUUCCUGGAUUCGUAUGUUCUCGACACAACGCCAUAUAUCCGCCGCCACACCUCCAACACGACUCUCGCACAAUCGUCCGAGCCUCUAACAAGUCUGAUUCAUGACGCGCCCAGGCUGGUUGCUGAAAACGUUUCGUACGAUCCCAAGACGGGUCUCCGAAAGCUCAGUAUCCUUUGCACACAUCCAAACUACAUCUGGACGGUCACCAGCUUUGAUGCAGAGGUGGUUUCGUGGUCCAUGGACGUCGAUGUGCCCUCGAAGGAUCACUUUCACUAUGUGAUCCGCAAUGCUGGUGGCUACCGUGGUGAGGGGUGGCGACUGGAUCUAGAAUAUCGCGCCACAGGACCGGAAGAUCGUCUGCACGUGGAAUUAACGGCGAUGGAGACUGAAGGAUUUGGGAAGGAUAUUGAGCGUGAGCUCGAAGGUAGUGGUGAUAUUGGGGUGAUGCGUAGGCUGGUCAAUGCGCGUCCAGAGUACAUCACAUUGACAUACUUCAGUUGUGUCCUUAGCCACUUUGAUCUGUAG
This is a messenger RNA of Linnemannia hyalina, 2646 nucleotides long. NCBI's taxonomy places the organism in Eukaryota, Fungi, Mortierellomycota, Mortierellomycetes, Mortierellales, Mortierellaceae. The record is from the annotation of a GenBank genome assembly.